AGGAGCCGACGCCGGUGCAGCGAGGCGCGCGCUCGGGCUGCCCGCGCCGCCUUCUCGGCCACGUUCUCCUGCGGGAGCCCGGGGAGCCAGUGACCUUCAUGGGGGAAGCGAGGCGCGGGGCCCCCAGAGCAGCAGGUCAAUGGCCAGCAAGGAGGGGGGUCCGAGCCGGCGGCGGCGGCGGCGGCCGUGGUGGCAGCGGGAGACAAAUGGAAACCUCCACAGGGGACGGACCCCAUCAAGAUGGAGAACGGCCAGAGCACAGCCGCCAAGUUGGGCCUGCCCCCCCUGACGCCCGAGCAGCAGGAGGCCCUGCAGAAGGCCAAGAAGUACGCCAUGGAGCAGAGCAUCAAGAGCGUGCUGGUGAAGCAGACCAUCGCGCACCAGCAGCAGCAGCUCACCAACCUGCAGAUGGCAGCGCAGCGGCAGCGGGCACUGGCCAUCAUGUGCCGGGUCUACGUGGGCUCCAUCUACUACGAGCUGGGGGAGGACACCAUCCGCCAGGCCUUCGCCCCCUUUGGUCCCAUCAAGAGCAUCGAUAUGUCCUGGGACUCUGUCACCAUGAAGCAUAAGGGCUUCGCCUUUGUGGAGUACGAGGUCCCGGAAGCCGCACAGCUGGCCUUGGAGCAGAUGAACUCGGUGAUGCUGGGCGGUCGGAACAUCAAGGUGGGCCGGCCCAGCAACAUCGGGCAGGCCCAGCCCAUCAUCGACCAGCUGGCCGAGGAGGCGCGCGCCUUCAAUCGCAUCUACGUGGCCUCGGUGCACCAGGAUCUCUCAGACGACGACAUCAAGAGCGUGUUUGAGGCCUUUGGCAAGAUCAAGUCCUGCACGCUGGCCCGAGACCCCACCACCGGCAAGCACAAGGGCUACGGCUUCAUCGAGUACGAGAAGGCCCAGUCGUCCCAGGACGCCGUGUCCUCCAUGAACCUCUUUGACCUGGGGGGCCAGUACCUGCGGGUGGGCAAAGCUGUCACCCCCCCCAUGCCCCUGCUCACGCCUGCCACGCCUGGAGGCCUCCCACCUGCGGCCGCAGUCGCCGCUGCCGCUGCCACAGCCAAGAUCACAGCCCAGGAAGCAGUGGCUGGAGCAGCCGUGCUGGGCACCCUGGCCACACCUGGACUGGUGUCCCCUGCCCUGACGCUCGCCCAGCCCCUGGGGGCUCUGCCCCAGGCCGUCAUGGCAGCGCAGGCCCCGGGCGUCAUCACAGGUGUGACCCCCGCCCGGCCUCCCAUUCCCGUCACCAUUCCCUCCGUCGGCGUGGUGAACCCCAUCCUGGCCAGCCCGCCCACGCUGGGCCUCCUGGAGCCCAAGAAGGAGAAGGAGGAGGAGGAGCUCUUCCCCGAGUCGGAGCGGCCCGAGAUGCUGAGCGAGCAGGAGCACAUGAGCAUCUCGGGCAGCAGCGCGCGCCACAUGGUCAUGCAGAAGCUGCUGCGCAAGCAGGAGUCCACCGUGAUGGUGCUGCGCAACAUGGUGGACCCCAAGGACAUCGACGACGACCUGGAGGGGGAGGUGACGGAGGAGUGCGGCAAGUUCGGCGCCGUCAACCGCGUGAUCAUCUACCAGGAGAAGCAGGGCGAGGAGGACGACGCCGAGAUCAUCGUCAAGAUCUUCGUGGAGUUCUCCGCGGCCUCCGAGACUCACAAGGCCAUCCAGGCCCUCAACGGCCGCUGGUUCGCCGGCCGCAAGGUGGUGGCCGAGGUGUAUGACCAGGAGCGCUUCGAUAACAGCGACCUCUCCGCGUGACCGCGCGGCCCCUGGACCUGGACUUGCCCCUGUCCCCGUCUGUCACCGGCUGUUGGAGAGCCGCGGGCAGCCUGGGCGACGCCGUGGCCCGCGCGCGCCUGGAUAAAGGUGCAGCUGCUGCUGGCCCUCCGCGCUGGA
This is a messenger RNA of Condylura cristata (star-nosed mole), 1878 nucleotides long. It is a transcript of the gene PUF60, whose product is annotated as poly-U binding splicing factor 60KDa. Bases 241 to 1740 code for a protein of 499 amino acids. The record is from RefSeq and is a predicted model, not a curated record. Gene Ontology annotation, molecular function: RNA binding. Gene Ontology annotation, cellular component: catalytic step 2 spliceosome; precatalytic spliceosome. Gene Ontology annotation, biological process: regulation of alternative mRNA splicing, via spliceosome; mRNA splice site recognition; alternative mRNA splicing, via spliceosome. NCBI's taxonomy places the organism in Eukaryota, Metazoa, Chordata, Mammalia, Eulipotyphla, Talpidae. The transcript is spliced from 11 exons.